Molecule: messenger RNA, 3350 nt
Organism: Xiphophorus hellerii (green swordtail)
Lineage: Eukaryota; Metazoa; Chordata; Actinopteri; Cyprinodontiformes; Poeciliidae
Gene: dnajb13
Product: DnaJ heat shock protein family (Hsp40) member B13
Exons: 7
Coding region: 2361-3209 (282 amino acids)
Cellular component (GO): cytosol
Molecular function (GO): protein-folding chaperone binding
Source: RefSeq, a predicted model, not a curated record
GUGCACACGUGGAACUCACCUUUACAUAGAGCUCCUGUUUUCAGUCAUUUCAGAAGAAUAUGUUGUUGCAGAUGCUAUCGGUCAUAUUGGUGUAUUUCUUUACAUCUUUUAUUUUCCAAACCAAACCGAAAGCGAAUGUCUGCUGUAAGUUAUCUGUCCAGGUUUGUGUUUUAACAGGGAGAAUAUUCAUUUUAACAGAAGAACACUGCUUUAAGCCUAGUACACUGUGUGAAUGUUGUGUGCAUUUGUCACUUGACAUAAUUUAUGCCGUAUAUGAAAGAUUUGGAAGACUUUCUGAUUUUAAAUUGGUGGUGAACAAACUUCUUUUAUUAAUCGAGUACAGUGUGGGAAUUUAAGUGGGAGCAUGUUCAGUUUAAUUACUGUCACACUGUCUCUACAACUGUGAUGCAGCUAAAGUCGGAGGCAGAGACCUUACUCUAAAAAUUAUGUUGCCUGAGCUGUCAGAGAAUAUUCUGUCACCUUUUUAUGAGCACAUAUUAUGAAAACACAUCAGAUUCGCACUACAUGAUUUUUAACGCCGCAUAAAUGUACCACAAUAUGUCAGCCUCAUUCACCGUCCUGCCCCUGCACGUCCUCCGAGUUUUUUUUUUUUAGUCAGCUUUUUCCCUAAAGUUUCAUAGACUUUUUUUUUUCUCCCCUUUGAUUGUAGUUUUAAAGAGAGGAUUUUCACUUAAAACCCAACACAAACUAUAUGGAUGGGGAAAAUUGUAGCUUUUUAGGCUAAAAUCGUAGAGGGCUUCCUUGGCGUCAGGUUCCGUAUGAUAUUGUUUGAACACUUUCAGAACUUUGUUUUAUUUUUGCUUAUUUCUACUUUUUGGCUUUGAUUUUUUUAUUAGUGAUUUAUCAACACAUGUAUUUAAUCUACAAUGACUUGAAAUAUUUAUUUCUGUUGGAUUCAUGCUUCUUCUUCUUUUUUUUUUUUUAUGACCAGUAAUAUUUUCCCUUGUGGUAACGAGUCCUGAAUCGCUACUAAGAUAUGCAUUCUUCCAGACGAGCUUUGACAGAGUCUAUGACGGAUUCUGCUGUUUUGUCUGGCUCCUCUGAGUGGGAGUUUGAUCAUACUGAUGAUAUUGUGCAAUUCUUGUGAGAACUUAUGCAGGAGAGUCCAGUAUGUAUAGUAUAGUUGUUAACAUUUCUGUCUGGAAUGGUUUUAAAUGAAAGAAUAAAUUUACACUUCUCACAACUGAUGUAAUUCAUGUGUCGCACAUAAAAAAAACACCUAAUAAUGACCCUUAUGUCCCCUCAUAAUUCAGCUUUGACUUGCUGUAUGUAAAUCAAGUACAGUAGUCUAUUUAAAAGAAGCAAAAAUGUUUAUUUGAACUGUUGUUGAGGUAAACUAAAUGCCUAGAUUCUUUAAGACUCCAUAUUUGUCAUGCAGUAAAAUACCAACAUUUACUAUGCCUUGUAAAAGUGAAGUAUUUCCAUUUCACUUCAAGCCCCACAAACAAGUGCAUUUUAUGCAAUAGACCAACACAAAGUACUACAUAAAUUAAAUGACCAAGAAAUGAAACAUGGUUUGCACUUCUUCUUUUUUUUACUAAUAAAAAUCUAAAAAGUGCUUAUUUUUAAUUACUUCAGUCCCUCUUGGUCAAUAAUGUGCACAUCUGCUAGAACUACAUGGAAUUAUAUUCAUUAUACCUUGAAGCCAUGACUGAAUGUUUAAGGACUGAAGUCUUGCUGAACAGUGAACAGUCUGCUUCAACCAUAUUCUCAUCAGCUACGAUCAGCCUCCCUGUUUCCGCUGCAGAAAAUAAUCAGAAUCCCCACAGCAUAAUGCUGCCACCACCAUGCUACACCAUGACUGGGGUCAGUCAAUGGUUGGUUUUCUUCUACACGUAGAGCUUUGCAUGUUUGAUGAAGUGAGUACGAACAAAAAUAAGCACGCCAUUUUAAUAGCUUUGGCGUCACAACGUAGGAUAAUUUGCAAGACUGAUGCAACAAAUUGCUAAAAAAUAAAGUAAUACUAAAUAAAAUACAAAUUAGCAUGUUAUUUGAAAGUUAUAUCAUAGUAACAUAAGAAAUACGAAGUGAGCUGCUGUGUCUCAAGAAUUAAUGUAUCAAUAGUUGCACUGGUAAUAAUAUUAGGAAUUUAUUAUAAGUCUCGAAAAAUAAAAAGUGUGCCUUUGACCUUUCUAAGUUUUUUUUUUUUACAAAUUUUUAUCUGCUAUUCAGGCGCCAUAUAAUGUCUUCAAACCUCGCGAGAGCAUUCUAGACUUCCCUCACCAUGGCAACCAACAUCAACACGCACCAGGCUGCUUCGUCUUAGUCGAUUUUUCAACGCGAGUUGAAGUUUUGUAUUUUCUCAGCUAGCUAGCGAGCUGUAAGUGUUUAUCCUCACCAUGAACCGGGAUUACUACGAGACUCUUGAGCUAAACAGAAACGCAACAGAUGCAGAUAUCAAAAAGGCAUACCGACGUCUUGCGUUGAAGUUUCAUCCGUGUAAAAACAAAGAACUUGGAAGUAAGCUGAUAUUCCACGAGCUGGGUGAAGCCUACGAUGUUCUCAGUGACCCAAGAAAAAAGGCAACUUAUGACAAAUUCGGUGACGAGGGACUCAAAGGUGGCAUCCCUGUAGAGUUUACCAGUGGUGGAACUUGGUCCUCCAAAUAUACCUACCAUGGCAAUCCUGACAAAACCUUCAGACAGUUCUUUGGAGGUGACAACCCAUUUGCAGAUUUUCACACCAUAGAAUCAGCUCUUCAGUUCAGCUCCCUGGUGGUAGGAGUCGAGAAAACACAAGAUUCUCCAAUAGAAAGAGAUCUCCCUUUGUCCCUGGAUGAUCUCUUCCACGGAUGCAUAAAGAAGAUUAAGAUUUCUCGCAGGGUUAUGAAUGAGGAUGAACAAACUUCCAGUAUCAAGGAAAAGAUUCUGACUAUCGAAGUAAAACCUGGAUGGACGGAAGGCACCAGAAUCGUUUUCACCAAAGAGGGAGAUCAGGGACCAAACUGCAUCCCUGCAGACAUUGUGUUCAUAGUGCGGGAGAAGCCUCAUCAUUCGUUUACAAGACAGCUCAGUGACCUCAUCUACAAGGCCAAGAUCUCUCUGGAGAUGGUGGGUCAUGUCUGUGUUUUAUUGUCUGCCAUAUUUGUGUCCUUUUCUUCCAAGUUUUUCUUUCCUUCCUUCAAAUAUGAAAAUAUCUGUCAGAAAAUUCAGUUUUUUUAUUUGUCUACAAAGGAUUUGGUGAUGUAGUGCGAUAAUCAGAAGAAGCUCUACAGCUGCAAACUUAACAUAUUCCCCUCUCAACAGGCCCUGACUGGCUUCUCUGUGAAUGUGGAGACACUAGAUGGCAAGCUGCUCACCAUUCCUGUCAAUGACAUUGUGCAGUAAGUG